GUAAUCCAGAGAGCUGUCUUCAGACAUCUUUGCUAUAUUGACUCUGAGCUGUCAGGGGACUCAGGCUUAUGAGGAGGUACUGUCACAAGAAACAGUGUCUAGUGAAGACGACAAGAAAGAGGGUAAAGGAUCGGAGAAAGAAGCUAAAACACUAUAGAAAACCAUGAGAUCUAUUAGGUCUUUUGCCAAUGAUGAUCGCCAUGUAAUGGUGAAACAUUCAACAAUCUACCCGUCUCCUGAAGAACUUGAAGCUGUUCAGAAUAUGGUGUCUACUGUUGAAUGUGCUCUUAAACAUGUCUCAGAUUGGCUGGAUGAAACAAAUAAAGGAACAAAAACGGAGGGAGAGACGGAAGUGAAGAAGGAUGAGGCCAUAGACACCCAUUCCAAGGAUCAAGGUGGUCGGACAUUGUGUGGUGUGAUGAGGAUUGGCCUGGUGGCAAAGGGCUUGCUGAUUAAAGACGACAUGGACUUGGAGCUGGUUUUAAUGUGCAAGGACAAACCCACAGAGACCCUGUUAAAUACAGUCAAAGAUAAUCUUCCUGUUCAGAUUCAGAAACUCACAGAGGAGAAAUAUGAAGUGGAACAGUGUGUGGAUGAGGCAUCUAUUAUAAUUCGGAACACAAAAGAGCCCACGCUAACUUUGAAGGUGAUCCUUACAUCCCCACUAAUCAGGGACGAGUUGGAGAAGAAGGAUGGAGAAAAGGUUGCGAUGAAAGACCCUCCGGACUUACUGGACAGGCAGAAAUGUCUGAACGCCUUGGCGUCUCUCCGACAUGCCAAAUGGUUUCAGGCAAGGGCAAAUGGAUUAAAAUCAUGUGUAAUUGUCCUUCGCAUUCUGCGUGAUUUGUGCAACAGAGUCCCCACAUGGGCACCAUUAAAAGGAUGGCCACUAGAGCUUAUAUGUGAAAAGUCUAUAGGUACUUGUAAUAGACCUUUGGGCGCUGGGGAGGCCUUGAGACGAGUAAUGGAGUGUUUGGCAUCUGGAAUACUACUUCCUGGGGGUCCUGGCCUUCAUGAUCCUUGUGAGCGAGACCCAACAGAUGCUCUGAGCUAUAUGACUGUCCAGCAAAAAGAAGAGAUUACCCACAGUGCCCAGCAUGCACUAAGACUGUCAGCCUUUGGCCAGAUUUAUAAAGUGCUGGAGAUGGACCCCCUCCCAUCUAGCAAGCCUUUUCAGAAAUACUCUUGGUCAGUUACUGAUAAAGAAGGUGCUGGGUCUUCAGCUCUGAAGAGGCCAUUUGAAGAUGGAUUAGGAGAUGAUAAAGAUUCAAAUAAGAAGAUGAAACGAAAUUUAAGGAAAAUUCUGGAUAGUAAAGCAAUAGACCUUAUGAAUGCACUAAUGAGGCUGAAUCAGAUCAGGCCAGGGCUUCAGUAUAAGCUCUUAUCUCAGUCUGGCCCCGUCCAUGCUCCUGUCUUUACAAUGUCUGUAGAUGUGGAUGGUACAACAUACGAAGCCUCAGGACCAUCCAAGAAAACAGCAAAACUUCACGUAGCAGUGAAGGUAUUACAGGCAAUGGGAUACCCAACAGGCUUUGAUGCAGAUAUUGAAUGUAUGAGUUCCGAUGAAAAAUCAGAUAAUGAAAGCAAAAAUGAAACCGUGUCUUCAAACUCAAGCAAUAAUACUGGAAAUUCUACAACUGAAACCUCCAGUACCUUAGAGGUCAGAACUCAGGGCCCUAUCCUCACAGCAAGUGGCAAAAAUCCUGUAAUGGAGCUCAAUGAGAAAAGAAGAGGUCUUAAGUAUGAACUCAUCUCGGAGACUGGUGGAAGCCAUGACAAACGCUUUGUAAUGGAGGUAGAAGUGGAUGGACAGAAAUUCAGAGGUGCAGGUCCAAAUAAGAAAGUGGCAAAGGCAAGUGCAGCAUUAGCUGCCCUGGAGAAGCUGUUUUCUGGACCCAAUGCAGCAAAUAAUAAGAAAAAGAAGAUUAUCCCUCAGGCCAAGGGUAUUGUGAACACAGCUGUGUCUGCCGCAGUCCAAGCUGUUCGGGGCAGAGGAAGAGGAACUUUAACAAGGGGAGCUUUUGUUGGGGCCACAGCUGCUCCUGGAUACAUAGCUCCAGGCUAUGGAACACCAUAUGGUUACAGCACAGCUGCCCCAGCCUAUGGUUAAUACUUUUAAGCAGUUUUCAGCACGUUUAUCUCACUUUAUUCUCGUUCUCCUCGGACCUUCGUAGCCAUAUCACUUGUAUAAAAUAGGCUGAGAUAUAGUGACUGUAAGCUGUGCUCUCAGUAUACAAAGGUAAGCUCUUUUACUUUCUGAUUAAAGAGAAAAGUGAUUGAAACCAAUGAACACAGCAUGCAUGCACAUAUGACAAUCAUGUAAUGAUGUACUUGACCUCUUAGGUGUUACGCCAUCACAUCACCUUUAGCAUUUGUAUGAUCUAAAUGUCAAAUAACUAUUUUCAGCAUUUAAUGCCCUUGUGAUUACUUUCUAUGUAAGAGACACUUCACUUGUACAGAGCUGAGUGUGUGUGUGUGUGUGUAGAACAUAUAUGAUAUAUACCUGAUUACACACACACACACACACACCUGUUUAAAUAAAAGAAUUCAGGGGUGGAAAGAGCUCACUCACCUCAGAAGAUUUUAAUGUCAGGGCACUCUUUCGGCCAAAGUGCUGGGAUUUCAUAAGCAGCAAGAUCGGUAAGAAUGCUGGUAGGAUCCACUUGUAUGCAGGUAUAAAGCUGAGGAUUGAAGUGCCAAUUUCUCAAAGAGAGAGACUUCUCUGAGAAAUGAAAAUCUCUGAUCUGUGUUGUACGCCCUAAUACAACAGCAGCAAGAAGCCAUAAAAAAAAAGCAAUAGAAAUGAAAAAACCAAAACGUUAAGGUAACUGUGGGAAAAUGAUUGAUUGAGGUAAGCUAACUAUGUGCAGAACCAACUUUGGCAAGACUCAGAAUGGUUAAUACCUAGUUUGCAGAGACCAAAUAGACUUAUCUUUUUUUAGGUUAGGUAGCUAGAUGUUUAUUUCCCACCUUUGCAACUACCAUGGAGUUUAUUUAAAAGAUGAGAGGUUUAGGCCAAAUAUUUUAAUAAGGAUUUGCUUCGUUUAGUGCAUCCCAUAAAUGCAUUUCAUAUGUGUCAGAUGUUCUGUGCUAAGGCUGUAUUUUAUAUAGAGAGAUUAAAAUGAAUAUAUGUUUUCUAUUUGUCUCUAAGUAGCAGUUUUCUUUUUAUGACUAACUUGAAGGUUGCUGGAACAACAUUCUUUCCCAUACAGAAUCUUUAUGUUGAAUGUAACUUUCGCAUCUAUAAAGGCGGUGUGAGGUCUUGAUGACUAGUGCCAAGUGCAUCCCAGUGCUGAUGCAACAGCCCAGUGCCCGUCACGUGCUGGGUCCUUCUCUGAGUAUUGGCCCAGCGGAGGCCUGCCCGGUAGGAGCACUUCAACUCUGAGAGUUUCCUUGUUGGUGGGAUUGGGCAACUGAUGCGUUAGCAGUGUCAAAAAUGUAUUAUUUAUUUAAUAGUUUAUUUGUACCUUAAUAAUAUGGGCCCUCCGACAUCACUGAAAUGGGCCUCAUUUGGAAAUUCACUCAUUUUAAAUAUUUCCCUGAUGGUUUUGACAGCUCAAAACCAACUCUGGUUUAUGUUCAUUGACUUCUGUCCAAGUAUAAGUGAAUUGAAUGAAAUGAGCAACAGAUACCCCAGUCCUUUCGAAACAGUUUUUAUAAGACAGAAAAAACCAAACUGGUUAAUUCAAAUACUCAUCAUAUUUUUUAAUGACAAAUGGGGAGGGGGUUACCCUUCUAAUAUGUCAUUCAUUAUAUGUUUUCUGGGUCUCAUUAAUAAUUGCAGUGGAGGUAAAUUCUCAGUAGUAAGUUGGGGGGAUGAACUGAGGAGGAGAUCCCGGCACUGCAUCCCCUGAAGUUAGAGUACUAGCGAUCCGGAGCCCUAAACACCAGGGCCAUUGGGAGCAUUUAAAGCUGAAAACAGCCUGCUCUGUGAGUGGUCUUCCUCUGACUGCCGUUGAGCUCAGGCCUGGCCUCUGUGCUGGCCCGGAGCAGGGUUCUCUGUGGUGGUCAGAACAAGAAAGGUUCUGUUUUAAUCAGACUCAUACUGAUGCCACACCACCCAGUGACCAUCGAUUGUUCAGUGUUACCCAGGAGGCCUGGCAGGGAGAUGGGUGGUAAACGAGUAACAAGCACAGAGCCAAGGAACUGCCUUCUGCGGAGGUGAGUUUCACUGUCGAUGUUGUGUGUCUUGGGCAGUCAGGUCGGAGCUGGGAGCUAAGCUUCUUAGAGCAAUGAGUCCCUUCCUUUCCAAUAGCAACUUCCAUAAAGAGUUUUAAGUCAAGAAUUUGAGUUGUUAGUUUUAAGAAUAGAUAUUCUUUCUCACAUUAUCAUUUUAGGUAAGAGCUAACAGCUUCCAUUGAUGCUUAAAGCAGUGAACUUUGGAGAUUUUUAAAAUAGCACCCCAAUGCAAAUUAGGUUAUGUAAGCUUUACAGCACAGCUAGAAAUAUGGAAUAGAAACCAUGUGGGAAUCUGGACCAAAGAACUUCUUCCCUCCAGCAAAUUCCCUUGGGGCUUGGGAAUUAGGUGAGUUAAUUCACUAAAAUGCUUUGAAUAGUACCUGGCACAUUGUAAGUACCCAGGAACCUUCGACUGUCCUUCCCUUGGCUGAGGUGGCUGAGGUGGCAGUAUGGGAGGGAGGCACGGCUGUGCUGGCAGUUGGCUUGGUAGCUUAGAAAUAGGUGCGUGGCCUGCUGGGGGCAGCUGCGUUCGUUCCUCAGUGCUAACAGGUGGGGGUGCACCCAGUCUUGGACAGAGGCCUGUCUUCACCAUCUGGAGCUUAGGCAGGAGACACAAAGUGAACGUUUGAUGAGAGCUGGUGGGAGGAGGUCACUGUGGACCACACUAAAUGAAAAUGCUCCCUUUUCCGCUGUGGUGGUGAGACCAUUGGCCAGCCUGCUGCCAGGGCUUCACAAGUGCCUACCUGCUUCAGGAUUCAGGCGUGCUUAAAACGGCUGAGUUUAUUAAAUGAUCAAUUUGUUGAUUCCAAGUUUUCUACCAGUGCUUCAAUGAGGAAAAAAGUGCGUUUGAUUACAGCUAGCCCCAGAGUCCAACAUUCUGAGCUCACCAGGGUUUGGCAGGUAGAAAGCAAGUUACUAGAAACCAUAGACAAAAAAGAGUUCGAGUGGCUCACUCAGAAGGCUUUUGAUUUGGGUGCUUCUCUGAACAGCAUUCCUGCAGCUUCUCUCCCCAGUUUGCUUCAGCACUUUGAGGGGAAAAUCUACACUCAUCACUAUGAAAAGCCUCCCUUCUGUUAAGUUUUUAAAACAUUUUUACUUAUUUUAGAGAAAGGGAAGGAGAGAGAGAAACAUCGAUCUGUCAUUCCAUUUAUUGAUUUGUUGAUUGAUGCUUUUAUGUUCCCUGACCAGGGAUUGAACCCACAACCUUGGUGUAUGAGGAUGCCACUCUAACCAACCUGAGCUUCCAGGCUGGGGCCUGUCUGUUAAUUUUAGGGAAAAAACCCAUCUGCCAACCUAUAGGUCUGUCUGUCCAUCUACCCACUUCGCUGUCUAGACACAGUUGGUAAGUUGCUUUUCAGCAUAAGAAGUGGGUAGGUGGUGAUACUGUCGAGUGAAGGACAGACCUCUUUCUGUCCAUUUCUGGCCAGCACAUGCUGUCUGUGGACUCUGGGAGCCAGUAAGGGAAGGUGAGGAGAUGCGUCCCUGCCUGCUGCUAGUUGCGUGAAACUGGGAGUACAGAUCGAGUGCUGUGAUGCUCUCAGGUUAUAAAAACUACACAGGGACUGAGUGGUACCUUUAAAAGGAAAUAAGAUAGGUUUGCAUUCUGUUCAAGAUAUUCUUAAGCCUGAGAUAUUUGUAUAAACUGAUGAACUGAUAGAAGUUACUCCUGUCUUUGCUGUGGCGGUUUGGUAGAUUUGUUGCCUCGUGGAGCUAGCGUAGAAUGCGGGCCUCUUUUUUCCCCUCGACCAAUCAGUUGUUAAUACUUUAAUUAGUUGAUCCUUUUAAGGAGGGUCUUGGACUUUCUUGGAAGAACUUUGCCAUUUCUACACUGUGCUAGCUCUGCUGGUGGGCAGAGUGGAGACUGCCGUCAUGUCUGCCCGUGCAGUUUAGCAUGUCUGACUAGCAUGUCCUAGCUGGAGAUGUAUGAUCCUGAGUCAUGUUCUUUGCCGCUCAUGGACUGCAGGAAGGAACGGGAUUCUGCUGGCUGCUGCGAAGACAGCUCUUAGCACCACCUAGGAGCUCAGUUUCUCUUCUUUUAUACAAUUUGCACGACUGGUCUCUGCAUUCUAAGGUCAGCUAAUUGUCCCAGGUAAUUAAGUCAACAGUAGCCUUCAGUUUAGGUCAUUUUGGGCUAUGGGCAGCAGUAGACUGAAGAAGUAGGAAUGGAAGAAAGGAAGGAGAGGAAAGAAAGAUGCUAAAAAUGGUCUAUUGUGUGUGCCAGGCACUUGGACAGUCUUCGCAAACAGCCUCUGGAGGUGGUGGUAUCCCUAUUGGACAGAUGAAAAAAAUGAGGCUCAGAACUGAAUGCUGGAGUCAAGAACGAAGCCCAGCUCUGUUCAGUGCCAAAGCCCCUUCCCAGUAGCCAUGCUGUGGAUUAAAAGUCUGGGGAUGGAAGUGGGGGUGGGGUGGGAGAGAGGAAGGAGGUGUCGGGCAGUGGUGGGCAGGGCCCAGUGCAGCUGUAAGGGGCCUUACAGGAUCUUUUGAGCUCACAGGCUUAGAAGCUGUCCUAGACUCCUGGGCUGGACCCUAGGCUCUGUAUUUUACACCAGAUGCCCUUGUAUAAAAUAGAGUGGUUUUCUUUCAGACCAACUGAGAAAGCUUAUGUAACAAACUAGCAAGACAGACUCGAAGGCUAAGGUGUAGCUGUAUAAACUGAGAAAGCUUUUAUAUUUGAAGCUUGUUUUUUGUUUGAAUAUCAAUGAGAAAUUGAGGUAAGUUCUUAUUUAGCUAGUCUCUGAGUAUACUCUCAGAGAAGAAAGCUGGAGGAAGGCUGGUGAAGCCGUCUCACUGGGGGGGAGGAGGAGGAGGGGCACAGAGGGGCAGCUGCCCAGGUUUGGGUGGAAGUACAGGGAGCAAGUGCUAAGGGCAGACUGCAGUGACCUGUUCUGAUGACAGCAGUUUUCCUGGACUGGCCUCUGGGUUGGCGGUGCCUGAGGAGCCCCGCCUGGACGGUGGCCUGAGGUCUCCGAAUGACUGUGGGUGGCUCUGGGAAUUGGUCUGCUCACCUGCUGCAGACCACCCCACCAACUCCCCCACUGCGCCCCAGUGAGGUCUCCACUGGGGCUCAGCGGGCGUGGGAAUGGAGGCAGAACCCUGUUUAGGGAAAGAUACCCUCCCUCACCCCAAGUCAUUAUCAUCCUAGGCAGCUGGCUUUUCUUUUGAAUCACCUGCCGUAAUCAUGGAGGGGAACAAGAGAAAGGAACUUCUUUUUCUUUAUGUUUACUGUUGACACUGUUGAAAUGUUCCCAUUCCCCCACCCCCAACCCUUUGCCCCUCUCCUUCCAGCCCCCAGCGCCCCAUCCCUCUGGCCAUCACCACACUGUUGUCUGUGUCCCUGAGUUAUACAUGUAUUUUCUCUUAUUCCUUCAUCUUCUUACAUCCAGUCCUUCCCUCUUUUAAAACCAGGUUGUACGAGGCCUAGAGCAAUGACUGUGUGAGAGGGAGAGUGCGUGUGUGGCAUCACUGUAGGGGACUUUCUAGCUGAGCCCUCUGCUGGUCACCCCUGUGACCUGGAGGAGGGGCAGUGCGCAGACUGUUCCCACUGUGCGGACAAGGAAUGGAGGCCUGUAGACGUCCCGGCCACCCAGCUUGUUUGUGGCAAAUUUAGUGAUUCCUAAUUAGUCAACUUUUAACCAAGUAAAAAAAGAACAUUUCUCCUACUGCUUUUAGGGUUAACAGAAGCCCUUUCUCAGGGAUGAGAUUUGACCUCCACCACAGUUGUGGGAUCUAGAAGUUUCCCUUUCACAGAUGAGGAAGUCUGGGCUUAGAUAAAAUGGCUCGCCCCCAGUUACCCAGUUAGUAAGCAGCCAGGCCCACCCAUUGUGGUUUUGUGCUCAGCACUGGUGGUGUGUGUGACUGGUCCGGACUGCAGCCUGUCCUGACUUCCAGAACCUUCGGUGAGCUUCCUCUCCCCUGAGGAAUUCUACUUAACGUUUCUUGAUUUGAAACAAAACAAACAAAACCAACCCACCUCCUGCCUUUACCGCUGCUCAUGGGAAAAAAGAAUCCUGAUGUCACCCAGCCGUUUGUCUGCUUGCUCCUGGGCUGGUUGGCCUCGGGCCUGGCAGCCUGUGCGGGGGUUUUUGUUGUUUGGUGCCAGCCUCACAGUCGCUCUGUGCCCACAGACCGUCUCUGUGCUGUGCUGAGCCCUGCAGUGAGGUGCAGGCCAGGCAAUGCCGCUGGAGAGCGCCCAGGGCUGGGACGGCGGGGAGUGCGCUGAGUUCAGCUGCCCCCAGGUUUUAGCUGUUGGCUGUCCCUUGUUACCGGCUAGGUGUUCAGUGUGUGCAGUAGCCAAAAGGCCACCCUCACAGGGACACCUUUCCCCAUGCGCUCUGAUGUUGGGGUCUCACAGAACCCCUCCACCGCAUACUCUCAGAUACUGCUCGUCCCUCCUACGUCCUUCAUGUGGUGGUGGCUACAUUACCAUGGGGCGGGGGAACCACACCCUUUGGGGGGCGGCACCUCUGGAAGCCAAAAAAGCCCUUCCGAAUGAGAUUCAGCGAGGCUGAGGAGAAUGUGGACCAUCAGCUGCUUCUAAGGGGUUAUAGUUUCUUGUGUGGCUCCAGAAGGGUCAGGAUGGUCUUUGGAAGCCAGCUGGGCAGUUGGAGCUGCAGUGCGCCUCCCAGGCUGGUCCAUGGGCUACCCUGGGAGUGGGGUGGUGAGGGGUGCUCUCCAAUGGGCGGGCUGGUACAGAGGAGUUUCUCCCACAGUGUUAUCCAGAAACGUUUGCUGCUACCUACUGCUACUUACCAGGGUGUUGAAGGAGAAGGAACAGUUAGAGAAAAAGGCAAGGUUUUCAGCCCUGACAACCGAACAGAAGGUGACAACAUUGACCAAGAUGGAGAACACAGGGUGGGGCAGGGUGAGAGGAUGCUCAGGGCUCAGGGAAAAGCUCGGCGGUAGGUCCCACACUCAGUCCAGGAGGGGGGAAGCCCCGGGAAAAAUGCUCUGAGCUGGGCGGGGGUCUGCCUUCCAACUGGUGAGGUUUCAAGAAGGGGCCACGGACACCAGGGGCAGUGCAAAGGGCCUUGUUCGUGGAAGCCGUCUAGCUGGAGGGUUAAGUAGCAGGGUGAGGUGUGGAGUGUAGGGCCACUUCAGUGACUGCCAUCUUCCAAGAUGGGGCGAGAAUUCAGGAGGGUAGAUAUGGAAGGAAUAGAAGGGCGAGGCAGAGGCUGCUGCACAUGCCCAGGUGAGGGAGAAAGGAGGACUACUGAGGGCUGCACGGGGCAGAAAAGGCAAGGAUGGCGUUUCCGCAUGGGCCAGGGUCUCCCCCACACCGAGGAGGAAGGUGGGCAUGGCAGCACCCAGCCAGGGGCUGAGGAUGCCUGCUCAAACCCUGCCCCGCAGCCAGGGUUCAGUCUGUGACUGAGAGCAGGAUGGCAGCAUUGGAAGGGCCAUCUCCAUUUGGGCCACGAGUGGGGGGUUCCCUGCUCUCUCAGGGAGGGGGCUCUUGUGCUCUUUGUGAAAUGUUUGUUUUGGCAACAGGCACAGUUUUGUAGACUGGUCAGUCAGUUUCUUACCCUUUCCCUGAGUUUCUCCUCUGCUGAGCUCGCCAAAGGGAAUGACAGGUACCGGGGAUUCCUUCGUACAGGGGCCUUGUGCUUCUUAAAAAAGUGAUGGUUUGGUUUUUUGGCCUGGAGUAGGGCUAGAGCUCAUUUGAUCCAGCAUCUGUAGGACAUGGUCUCCAGCCGGUGGUAAGGUACAGACUUGCCUUCCAGAGCACUUUCAGGAGGGCAGAAGAUAGGAAGUGUGUGGUCACUAGGGCAUUUGCUUGGGGAUUUAGGUCUGUGUCUGUCUUGGUCCUGCCCCCUGUGGGUCUGCCCUUGACCACGCGGGGAGACCCAAGGAGGAGUCAGGGUGGUUGCCUGCACUUCAGUGUUUGCGUAGCUCUGUUGGGGAGCAGGACCGAAGAGGCAGCUGUGGUUUUGGGUCUUCAGGUCAGAGGUAUGGAAGGUCCCAGGUACAAUGAGACAUGGGACCCACCAACCUUUUUGGGGGUAAGCAGAACCCCCUCGCCAGGUGUCUCUAAGUACCAGUGGUCUUUUUGUUUACCCCUGUGGGCCACCCAAUAUUGUCUUUUUUUUUUUGAGUGUCACAGUGUGGAAAUACGUGGGAACACUGCUUUAGACAUGUCCACAGAAAAACUUUCCGUGAAGGGCCAGCCGCACCUGCCUGUGGCACCGGGCAGCAUUCUGUAGGCCAUGGCUCAGUCCCAGCGGGAACGCCUGCCAUCUGCCAGCACUUACCAGCUUCGCACAGAGUGUGCCCUGAGGAGGAGGGAGGCGCGGCUCUGCCUGUGAGGACUGCAGGUGUUGAGUGAGAGGCGGGCCCGACAGGAGGGCAGGCGGCAGAAGAGGUUUCAGAAGUCCCAGGUGUCCAGAGGAAAGGACUGGCUGAGUCAGGACAGCCAAGCAGGGACGCAGCUUGAAAGAAGGGAAUGGGCCCAGGGCCCGGGUGGCAGGGCUCCGGGGAGAGAGCCGUCCAGUGGAAGGGGCGCGCUGGCCAGGCGCAGCCCGGGUGGGCCGAGGAGCACGGACUUGGCGUGGAGCAGUGAGCCAGCGAAAGGUUUUGCUCAGGAUGGUAAAGGGACCACAAGCACACUUUUGAAAUGUCACUCUCGUCAUGGAAACUGGGUUGCUGGUUACAAAUGGUAUUUUUCCGUUUAUUCUGGACUUCUCAGCCAAGGGUUUGGUUCCUGUCAGGGUUCAAGGCCCAGAGUUAGUUGCAGUGUUUCCAGCCACCAGCAUUGGUGGGCCAGGGAGUGCCACGCUUUACAACAAGCAGUUUGACAAGAUCUUCUAUCUUCAGGCGUUGGUUUUUAGGACCGGGAGAGAACAAUUUAAAAGGGCAAGACAAGUGCAACAUUUAUCUCAAAUCUAAUUUUGACUUGGGUCCUUGGUGUGUGAGGGUGAAAAUGCUAAGGAGCCCGUCCCUGGCUUUACAUCAAGUCACGUGGCAGGAGAGCUUUGUGGAGCAAAUGCGCUUCCUCUCCACAUGUGGACAGGCUUGGGGCCAGACCCCUAGAGGGGUGGCGGUCUGUAGCUCCAAGAAGCCCACAAACCACUGAGGCAGGGAGCACAGGAUUCACCUGGAAGCAGGUGUUGCCCAGGUGCACUGCAGACACCUCUAGCUGGGUGCAGGGAGACCAAGGAAUACCGACACAGUGCUCAGUGUAGUCGGGGCAGCGGAAAACCCUGAACGUAUGCAGUGCUCCCCACUUCCAAAGCACUGUGCCUUCCUCAGAGAGGUUUCUGGGCAAGUGGAUCGAACUGCCGUGAACGGGUCAGCAGGGACCACGAGAGGAGACUGGAUACAAGGGCCUGCAGUUUCACUGGACCUCAGCUGUGGAGUAGGUGAGUUCCACAUGCAGCUGAGGAGCCACGUUGGGGAGGUGGCUGCACUAGCUACCUGUGGGGCUCUCCCAGCUCUGUACUGCAAAUUGGCUUUCUCAUGGCCUGGGGACACUCGGGGCAAGCCAGGAGGUGAAGGUUGGGCACUGCCAUGAGCAGACAGACAGGUGUGAGCACCGAAGGGUAUAGAGAGGUGUACCUUGCUCAUGGGGCAGCCCUUGGUGUGGAGGGUUGGGAGGGCAUUAGGGUGUCUGGGUAGGUAACCACUGAAAACUUAGGGAACUGGCUGCCAACUGCUCUGAGUGAAGCUAUGUCUUGUCUUUGCUGAGAAUCUGUGCCUCUGAGGUGCACUGGCUGCUCUGGGCUCGUCUGGCUUAUUCUUACCGGGGAUGUGCCUCUUGCAUUUUGCUACCUGGUCUUCUCUCAAGGUGUGGAGGGAGCUCAGGUCUGACAGCAGGUGGGAACAGCUCUGAGCAGCAGCACUCCUGGUGUUUCUAGAGGCGUUCCUGGGCUCGUGGGCGAGAAAAGACAAAGGCCAGGCCUGGCUGUGCCGUGGUAGGGGAAGCCCUGAGCCUCCUUCUGACUCAGUUCCAGCUUGUGGUGGGGUUAGGUGAUUGUUAGAAAGCUCGCUUGCUGUUCCAGCAAGCUGACUUGAUCAGAACCUGAUUCUUUUUCUUUCUGUUCACGAAGAGAGUUUUAGAUAGCAAAGACGCCCUGAAAGCAUCCCUUCUCCACAAGGAAUUCAAUUUGGAAGAGUUCAAUUGCAAGUGUCUGGCCUCUUUGGGCUGAAUGCUGUUCUCGGAACUGGGGAUUCUGCUGCACCCUUGUAAUUUGAGGAGUUUGGCUGGUGGGUCAGUGGUGAGACACGGGUCCAGGUCUGCUCGUGGCGCUCCUCUGCCUUCCUCAGGACACCCUCACUGCCUCCAGUGCUGCUGUUGGGAAGGUCCUGUCCUUUAGCCUAAAUGCACCUCACGCAGCAGCCCUAUGCCAUCAGGUGGGGUUUCCAGUGUACCCCUACUUUGUAGAGGUGGCAGCAUCACUUGUUCGUUCCAUCACUGUUUCUCAGCCGAGGGUCCUGCCAUGGCUCUCGGGGAGGUGGGCUAGCUCCUGUUCGUUACUGACUUCCUUGGGCAGAAAGACUUGUGUUUUUUUUUUUUUAAGAAUACAGCUGGGGAGCCAGACUGCAGGCAUCUCCCAGGAAUCAAGGGUGGCUCUGCUGUCUCCACCCUCCUGGCAGACUUCCCUUUCAGCAACUGGAAGAGGCAAAGUGAAUGCUUGGUUGAGGUGGGAGCCUUCUUCUGCCUUUGUCCCUCAUUGUCUUCUAAUGAGCCUGGAGCCACCUCCCACGGCAGACUUCAUAUAUUUCAGCCCUUAGCAGUGUUUACCCCUGCUUCCUCCCAAAGUAUCUUUGAACUCAGGCCUUUAGCCAAGGACCCUCUGCCAGCCUGUUGUGCUGAACCUUUGGUCUGUUUAAGUGGCUAGUUGGGCUCCAGCUGCAUCUUCAGAAGGGCGAGGGCACUUUAAGGAACAAGGUGGGAUGGGAAAGGGGCUUAUCUAGUCUGUAUGCAUCCUGGUCUCCCUGCUACAUAGUAUCCCUGGAGAGGGGUCUGUAGGACUUGCUUCUCGCCCCCUCCACGCACAACUCUUUGGGAGGGAGGUAGCCAGCCUAGUGCAGGGCUGUCGAGAAGAGGCUUGCCUUCCAGUGAAGGUGGCCUCGCUCAGACCCAGCGGUUGGGGUGCCGGAGGCAUGGAGAAGACACAGUAGUUCCCUGCUGCAGGGCUCCGCACGCCCCAGCCAGUGGACUGUCAGCUGUAGAUCUGGGCUAGUGGUGGCCAAGGUAGUUUUUAGAAAUUUAAAAUACUUAUCAGUAUCUACUUACUGUGUUUUUUUUUUAAUAUGCAAGUGUAAAUAGUAUAAUUUGCAGUGCAAAGUCCUUGGCGGCAAUAACUUUGUUGUGUACCAUGUUAAAACGCUGGAAAAACCGCAAGCACCACAGACACCGGUCUACCCCUCGGGGUCAUGAUGUGUCGGACUCUGGACUGUCGGCGUGGUUGCAGCAGCAGCCUGCGGUGUGUGGACUGUCACCAGUGCCUCGCCUUGCUCCAAAGGGACUCUGCCACCCCGACCGCCACAGGCAGCACCUUCGCACUGACCACGGUGGACUCUGCCCUAGACUGGCCCCAUCUGUCUGUGGUGACCUGACGUGUUGCAUUUUCCUACUUGGAUGAAUAAAAAUAAAAGCUUCUGUCUUAAGCAGAACCUUCUCUGAUUAAAUGAAGGUGCUGACGAAUAAAAAGGGUCAAGUGCAC
Messenger RNA from Artibeus jamaicensis (Jamaican fruit-eating bat), 13838 nucleotides. It is a transcript of the gene STRBP, whose product is annotated as spermatid perinuclear RNA binding protein. The coding region runs from base 164 to 2110 and encodes 648 amino acids. The record is from RefSeq and is a predicted model, not a curated record. NCBI's taxonomy places the organism in Eukaryota, Metazoa, Chordata, Mammalia, Chiroptera, Phyllostomidae. Gene Ontology annotation, molecular function: single-stranded RNA binding; double-stranded RNA binding. The transcript is spliced from 17 exons. Gene Ontology annotation, cellular component: precatalytic spliceosome.